GACCACCACCUCACUCACCCAACCGCUAGAAUCACAAGUCUGAGCCGUCUCCGCUAACGGUUUUUAAGCGCUCCAGCACCCACCUUUUAACCCAAAGACCAACAGAAAGGGGAAACGAACGAUAUGCCUCGCCCCGGUUAUAAUUCCGCAAUCCCAGGAUACCGGCCCUCCGUCAAUGCAGCCAAGCCGAAUCUGAUCAAAUUGUUCAACACGCAAUCGAGAACACUCUUCAAACACAAGACUGGAGGCUACGAGCACGUGGUUUUCCUGGGCAUUUACUGGGAGGAUGAAGAUCUACCUUGCAGUCGAGAGGUAUGUCGCUCUGAAGCGAUUUCCUCAACUCAAGUCACCGAGCCCAGAAUGGCUAUGGGUGCGCUUCUGACAUGGCUUGGAUAACAUAGGUAUCUCUCCUGGCUUCAUUCUUCGAAGCAGUGUUCCGGGCUAGAUCAAAGAUCUUUGCAAUCCCUAAGAUCAACAGUCAGAGCAGUCUCAAUGCCAUGAUGUCCAAGUUCGUCAUGGAGAAUCAGGGUGAAGGUCGAUUGCUAAUAGUGUAUUAUGGCGGGCACGGGACUUCGAGUCGUGGGUUGGCACUUUGGGCAGCGUGAGUUCGGCGCUUCAUGUUAUCUCAAUCCUUCUCAUCGCAGCCCUUACAAAUAAUGAAAUUUAUCUAAUCAAACUAUCGAGUCACAGCUGGGGGACAAAACGGCACCCCCACCGUCCCUCCCCACCGACCGUCGACUGGUUCCGCACCCAGCCGAUUCUCAUGAGCCCCAAUGACAGCGGCGACGUCCUUAUCAUAAUCGACGCCUGUCACUCCUCCGCAGCUGCUGGCGCCCGUGGCUCUGUCUCGAAUAGAAAAGUAGAACUAAUUGCCGCUGCCACUGUGAAUUCCUCCACCCCCGGUCCAGGCCAUCACUCCUUCACCAUUCACCUCAUCCGCACAAUGAAGGAGCUCAUAAUAUCCGAAGGGAGGUUUUCGGUCUCGACGCUGAAUCGGCAUCUUCAGCUUCGGGAGGCAUCUUUGCUUGCUACCCCUCAUUAUUCCGAUCUGUCGGCCAACGACUUACCGAGUAUCAUGUUGUGCCCAGCGGACGUGGGUGCUGUGUCGGCCAUACCACGUGAUGAGAGGAAAAAGAAGGCCAAGACGUAUUUGAAUCUUGUGAUUGGGAUUAACCAGGAGGUUGAUGAGAAGGUCCUCAUGGAGAUGGUUGCCUGGUUGAAGAAGUCGGCUCCUGGAGUUGUUUGUGAGUGUGAGAUGCUGGAUGUGUUGAGGAGGGUUGAGCGUGCUACUGUGGGGUCUCCGGGGUACGGAGCCAACAUGGAGGAAGUGGUGUUGGAUCCGGGGCUUUACCAGAGCUUGGGGCCAUCUAUAGAUGCCGGUGAUCUAGCUAAUAUUGCUAUCGGAAGAUGGGCAGAGUACUCAGGCACGUAAAGGUGCUUGGUUUGCUUCAGUGACAGCGCUUACAAGUUAUGGAUUUUGAAUAUUAGAGUAUCAUAGCCCUUCGACUUGACUUGGACAUUAUUUGUUCUUUUUUUUUUUUUUUCUUCUUCUUUGUGCUCUUCUAGACUUGGUAUGAUAGAGAAAUUGUUAGUGAGUUGUGGUCAAUCACGGAGGCCUCGGGAGUGUUGCAGGCGUCUUCUUUUGUUCUAGAGUUAUGGUGAUUUACAAAGAUGUUUCUCCAAAUGUCUUUUUAUUAUUAUCGCACGGGUAGGCAAGGUAAUGGGGGUAGACAUGGAGGCAAAGCGAUACGUGGGAUGAUCUAAGGAUGGUGAUGAUUUUAUGAUAAUAUUAUGUCUUAUAUACGCUACUGUCCCUACCGUUAUUUUAGAAAGCGACGAAGACGAGAGCGAAAUUUACGACCCACCUUUCGAACAAGUAUAAUACUCCAUAGCGGUCAAAUUCCCAUUCGAUCCCGUUCGCACUACCACUGCGCCAUCUGCCAGAAGGCUAGGAGAGGUGUCUCGGCUCAAACAAAUACUCUCCCUACGCUUAGCAAGGAAUUGUUAGAAGCGAUAACUUCCGGACAAGUUUUUAAGAGUCUUCCGCAAAUAAAUUGGAUUUUGAG
This is a messenger RNA of Tuber aestivum (summer truffle), 2066 nucleotides long. The record is from the annotation of a GenBank genome assembly. NCBI's taxonomy places the organism in Eukaryota, Fungi, Ascomycota, Pezizomycetes, Pezizales, Tuberaceae.